Mytilinidion resinicola is the source of this 797-nucleotide messenger RNA. RefSeq lists its product as uncharacterized. The record is from RefSeq and is a predicted model, not a curated record. Bases 1 to 549 code for a protein of 182 amino acids. Lineage: Eukaryota; Fungi; Ascomycota; Dothideomycetes; Mytilinidiales; Mytilinidiaceae. The transcript is spliced from 3 exons.
AUGCCAAUAGCAUCGAUUUCUGGCUUGCAUUCUUCUUCAAGCAGCGGCUCCGUUGGCCCUGCGCUAUCGUUUCAUGGUUCGAGUACUAGCCCUGCGUCAUAUUCUUCGAACGGUGACUCCACGUCUUCACAUGAAUCUGAUUCAUCGACCUACGCAUCAAGCGAAAACCCACCGUGGAGGAAACUCUCGGAAUAUGGAAAUUUUGAUGAAUCCGAGCCGCAUAUAGGAUUCAUCAACCUAGAGCGAUUCCUCCUCGUAUUGGACGCAAUGGGCAACUUGGGCGUGGAAGGUUAUACCAAUUACGAUUGGGUAUCCUACGCAUUCUUCCGAGCGGCACAGUUUUGGGACGAACGACUAUUAUACCGAAACGGGGAAGUUAUCCUGAUGAGGUUUCUUGGAGCUAUUCCAAGCAACUGCAAGGGAAUCACCACACUAGAGAGGGUUGAAAAUGCGUUUGUUGAAACGUCUUUGGAGUGCGGGGACCAGUAUCCAGUCUGGGAAGGCGCAUAUUAUUAUGAGGAGCAGUCGAGCCAGUCCGACGAACAGUAAUUCCGCUGGAGGUCGCAAGUUCGAGGGUAAAUCUAGAGCUGCCUUUCGAAUGGAAACGCGUUGGAUGUCAUUGUUGGUGUGCCACAGCCUCAAGGAAGUGCCUUAUUACUCUGCAUGAGAUGAAAUAGAGGUUUGGCUAUUGUUGCUGUCCGUUUCAGUUGUCGGACGUCCCCCCGAGGUCUUCAGUAGAUCCGCAGAGCUUUGGAAAGUCUUCAUUCUCUAUGUCCUCGUCUAGUCAACUAAAGUGC